GACUUAGUUUUUAAGCCGUGGGAGAUGGAGGUUUUGUCCCUAUUUCCGGAAGAGAGUAUAUCCGGACUGGAGGGUGCUGUAGAUACGGACUUAUCAACUACGGCUAAUAAACCAGGAUGUUCUGGGAAGUCUGCUUCUGACACAAGUUCGUGUAGUCAGAUUCAAGGUCCCUUGAUAGAGUCAUUUGAAGAUACAUAUGAAAUCAUAAAACAUAUUCGCUCACAAAUCUUUGGAAUAUUUCUAAUUCACGAAGUGGAAAUACCAACGGAAGCAUGUACAAGUGCAACAUUGCAAUCCUCCGACAAUGAUGAAUGCACACGUCAAUUAAUGCAAGGGGAAGAACGCACUGGCCAUGGAAAAAGCAAGGGGAAAGCUCUUUCAAAGAAAAAGAAAUGUACAGAAGAUGUUCAAAUGGAAAACUUGAUCCUGAUAAAAAGAGAGAGGGUUGUUGCUGAAAAAAGGAAAGCUGCAGCUCUUGAACGUAUUGCAACAGCACUGGAAGCCAAGAUGAAAAAAUGAUUAUUAUAUCAGAAAUAAAACAAACUACUGUUAUCUAAAUCUUGUAUUGAUUUCAUUUUCAUAAGAGAUUUGCAACUUGGUGUCUUAAUUGCUGUGCUGACACAGUGGCAACAUCUCUGCAUACAGCAUGAUGGUUUACAUUCACGAUGCGGCCCCCAUCUCUUAGUGGAAGUUUUUCUUCAAUUGCAACAUUGUGUAGUCUGAAACAGG
Saccostrea cuccullata (small rock oyster) is the source of this 729-nucleotide messenger RNA. RefSeq lists its product as uncharacterized. The record is from RefSeq and is a predicted model, not a curated record. The transcript has 5 exons. NCBI's taxonomy places the organism in Eukaryota, Metazoa, Mollusca, Bivalvia, Ostreida, Ostreidae. The coding region runs from base 25 to 519 and encodes 164 amino acids.